Messenger RNA from Toxotes jaculatrix (banded archerfish), 2213 nucleotides. It is a transcript of the gene atoh1a, whose product is annotated as atonal bHLH transcription factor 1a. Gene Ontology annotation, molecular function: protein dimerization activity. Bases 242 to 1351 code for a protein of 369 amino acids. NCBI's taxonomy places the organism in Eukaryota, Metazoa, Chordata, Actinopteri, Toxotidae. The record is from RefSeq and is a predicted model, not a curated record. The transcript has 2 exons.
UCUCGGGCUUUACCGAGGCUUCUCAUUGGACGUCAACACGCGACCAGCGCGAGGAGGGGGGCUCCCAGGCGCGUGCCGCUUUUUAAACCGACGCCGCGCCUUGAGACACCAGAGAAGGAGUCCCGCACGCGACCGUUAUACCCACACAGUGCGACAGCAUUGUAGUGUGUGCCUCUAAGAAUCUUUUUUUCUGAGAUCGCUAGUCGGUUUAACUUUGCCUACCUGUUGGGUUUCUGGAAACAUGGAUGUCCUAAGCGUGGACGACUGGAGCAAAGACGCCCUGGAGACAGUGGCAGCCCUCGGCUCGCGGCAGCAGAGCCCCAGAGUGGUGGAGAGGGGAGGGCAGCAACAGUUCGAGGAGUCCCGCUACGAACCUGGACUGUCGCUCGUGGACAGCGGCAGUGACCCACGCGCCUGGCUGGCUUCAGUGCAGCCUUCUGGCACCUGCACGGCACACGCCACUUCACCCGACUACCUGCGGCACUCGCCUUGCCCGAGCACCGGUUCCUACCAAGAGAGUGGCUCCCCGGGGUCACCGGGCCAUCCCAGCCCUCCCAGCUACAGAAAAUCUGCCAAGAGCCCCUCCUCUUCUUCGCUCAAAGUCCGGGACCUGUGUCGUCUUAAAGGCACGGUCGCCGGGCCCGAUGAGGAGGCAUCUACGAGACAGAGAGCCCCGUCCAGCAAACCGAUCAGCGGCAUCCAGAAACAGAGGCGCGUGGCCGCCAACGCGCGCGAGAGGAGGCGGAUGCACGGGCUUAACCACGCGUUUGACGAGCUGCGCAGCGUCAUCCCGGCGUUUGACAACGACAAGAAACUCUCUAAAUAUGAAACUUUACAGAUGGCGCAGAUUUACAUCAACGCUCUGGCUGAGCUGCUCCAAGGACCAGUCUCCUCCAACAGCAGCAAUACCGACACCUCCAGAAGUAACAACAACUCGCCAAAGUGUGACAUUAUGAUUUCUUCCGCCGUUGGUUUUGACGGAGCGACAGACAGAGCUUCCCCCUCUCCUACAACCUGCAGGACAGCUGCGGCUGUGCCCGCCUCAGGUAGCAGCUUACCUGUCCACAUCGGCGGGACGCCUUUCCGCUCCUCCUUCGACGACGGUUCGUUUUCCGCCAUGGUUGAAGAAGCGAUGUGUUCGACCUCUGCUAAAUCCUCCACCCGGCCAGGCACUUCGCUGGCACCGAUCGGAGUUGGAAGAAAAGAGUCUCCCCGGAGCGACGGAGAGUUUUCCCCCCAUUCCCACUUCAGUGACUCCGAUGAAAUAGCGAUGGAGCUCCACUCAAGUGAAGAAGAUGACCUUUCAGAACUCAAGCUACCCAGUCACCAUCAUCACUCUGUUUCUUUCUAAAUAAUUAAAAAUUAAAACAUACUUAUACUUUAUUAAACGUUCACUUCAGCCGACAACAAAAUAGUAUCAAUCCGUGUCAAUCAUUCCUGUUUAUCUGUUGCUCACCAAAAUGCAUUUUUUAAGAGGAUAGAAAUUUUAGCUUCUUCUAAAACGUUAUGUUCAAUUUUUAACAAUAAUUAUAUUUUAUCAACUUUUUGCAUAGUCGAAAGAUUAUUUUUUAUGUGAUAUAGCCCUAAUUCGGUUCUGCCAAUAGAUGUAGCCUACAGCCUAUAAUUUCCAGUUUCCAUGGAGACGUGGCUGGAAGACCCCUCUGCCAUGUCGCGCGCAGCACUGCCAUGGGUAUUUCCCACGUCACUCCGACCAAAAAUGCUGUCUUCCACAAAAUCAUACCUUUAUGCAUAACUGUUUAUAUUUGAUAAUGUACAAAAAACUUUUUUGUAGCUAUAAAAUGUGUUUUGUUGUGAUUCAUGUUCUUGUCAGUUUGUAUAAUGUAUUUUGUUUUGCAACUUCAAAAGUUCAUGAUGUGCACUUUAAAAAUGUAUGAGCCAGAGGCUUGAGAAAUGCGAUUUUUGUUUUCAAACCAUAAACAAUAUUGUUUUGAUUUGUUUGAUAGUGUAGUACUGCCAAUUCCAUACAAAUAGCCUAUUUAAUGUAGCCAUCAUUGCUGCCUUCUUUUGUAUUUUCUUUUGUAUCUUCAGAUGAACUUGAGUGUCUUUUGCUUUCACUGGAUGAGAUUAAUUGACAUGUAUUUAUUGCUAUGUUUCAUUUGAUUUGCUUUUUAUAACUCCAUAGUUAAAUUUGCUGAAACAAGCUAUCAUUUUGCCAUUUAUUGUUAUAUGAAUUUGAUUUUGGGAAUAAAAAA